This is a messenger RNA of Varroa destructor (honeybee mite), 918 nucleotides long. RefSeq names its product salivary cystatin-L2-like. Gene Ontology annotation, cellular component: cytoplasm; vesicle. Gene Ontology annotation, molecular function: cysteine-type endopeptidase inhibitor activity. Lineage: Eukaryota; Metazoa; Arthropoda; Arachnida; Mesostigmata; Varroidae. The record is from RefSeq and is a predicted model, not a curated record.
GCAUGCUGAGUCCAGACGUCGCCUGUGUGAAUUGGCGUAGUAGUAUUGCGUCGGUUUGCAAAUAACGAAAACAAAGCGCUAAAAGCGACUACUAUUAUUAUUGCUGAGAGAUCCGUCGCCUGUUCUAUUGUUAAUGUCCAUUUUUGUUUGUUUUACCAUUUAUUUGGGGCAGCUCAAGCGCAGAAUGCAUAUGUUAUGGUUAGUGAUCGCUGCGGCGUUGCUUGUGCUGGCUGAAACCCGCAAGUUGCAUGGGGCACCUGAGGAGGUUGCCGUUGAGAAUGCUCUCAUCAAUGAAGUGGCUCAUUACGCUGUAGAGAAUCAUCCUGGAGAUACUCUGGAGGAUGGCUAUUUUGACGCUUUGGAAAGUAUCAUCUCUGCUGAAAAUCAGCUUGUCGCUGGAACGCUUUACACACUUAAACUUCGGGUUGGUCCUUCCGGCUGUCCUCUGAAGGGCGUGUUCGACCGGCAGCGCUGUAAGGUGAAGGCGUCGGCGGCCAGCCGUCAAUGUACCGCAAAAGUUCAUGUUCAAGUGUGGAUGAAGCCACAGAACGCGGUCACCCAUUGGCAAUGUGAAUAAACACAUACUGUGUAAGAGAACUUGGCCAUACUUACGCCUGCCAUCGUAUCAUGGAGCGUAGCAAAUGCUACAAAGCAUCUAAUUAUUGGCUUAUGUUAUGUUAAUAUAUGUUAAAAUGGCGAAACCGAAUACAUUCGAUUGCAUUUAAAUGAAAAACCGCAGUGACGAUGACAAGUUUGUCUACGAGUAAAAAGCUAUUCCUACUUUACUGCAAAAAUAAUAAUCAUUCAGUUCAUAAGUACUGCAUCCUACAUCACAAACCGUGUACUUAGAAUUGGUAUAUUUAAAUUGUAUACUGUAUUUUCAGUCAAAAAUUAAAUCUGGCUUAUAGUAUUGUAGUA